AUGGCUGUCCCCGACUUCCGGAUGAAAAAAGUGCACUUUAGGGCCUUGAUAGAUAGGGCUCAUUCCGAUCUUUGUCUCUCGGAAAUUCCAGCCACGUCUUCAGCACUUCAAAGGCGCAAUGAGCGCAUUCUCAAACCUGGUCCCAAUGUCUCAACGUGCGAUUCCACCAAGAAUAACCAAACACGAGCCACCCGAACUGCACGUACCCGUCCCUCAUCAACCCCAGCCUCCUCCCACCACACCACCGGCAUCAUCUGCCUCAUUGUCGCUCAGCCGCAUAUGCCAAGACCCUCCCUCGCACCACGGCUGGUUAUAAACACCCUCCACACCCCAACACACUCAUCUCCUUUUUCUUCUCUCCUGCUUCCGCAACAUCUACACCAGGCUCUUCCGCACACAUACACAAUGCAGCUCCUCAACACACUCCCUCUCGCUCUCCUUACACUCGCUACCACCUUCUCUGGCGUCUCCGCCAACUGGUUCUAUGCCCGCCAGGAAGCCAACACGACAAUAUCCGGCACAAAUACCACAAUCACUACAAAUGGCACUCUCACAAACAGCACCCUCGGCUACAACAGCACCACCGCCAUCUGCGACGACCCAGACAGGCGUGCCGAGUGCUGCGAUGUGUACCCCGAUGCCAUGAACUGUCCUGUUGGCCCGACCCUCGAGAAUACGAGCACAUAUGAUGCCGGCGGUGGCGUGGUGGAUGACCAUAGUGGUAACACUAUUCCGGAGGAGAAGGGGGCGGCGGCUGGGAGGGGGGUUGAUGUGACUGUGGUGGCAGGGGUGGUUAUGGUUGUGGGUGUGGGGAUUGGGGCGUGGUUGUAG
This is a messenger RNA of Morchella importuna, 831 nucleotides long. RefSeq lists its product as uncharacterized. The record is from RefSeq and is a predicted model, not a curated record. NCBI's taxonomy places the organism in Eukaryota, Fungi, Ascomycota, Pezizomycetes, Pezizales, Morchellaceae. The transcript has 2 exons. Bases 1 to 831 code for a protein of 276 amino acids.